AGAACUCCUCGCAGAAAAGAAGAUCAUUCCCGUGUGAUCAGUGUGGAAAGAGUUUCGUGCGUAAAGGAGUCCUGAAGGAUCACAUGAAGAUUCACACCGGAGAGAAACCUUAUUUGUGUGAUCAGUGUGGACGGAGAUUCACGCGCAGACAUCUCCUGAACGAACACAUGCGCAGUCACACCGAAGAGAAGCCUCACACGUGCUCUCAGUGUGGGAAGGGUUUCUCACUCAGUGAAGACCUCAAGAUUCACAUGAGCAUCCACACGGGAGAGAAGCCGUUCACAUGUGAUCAGUGUGGAAAGAGCUUCAUGCGUAAAGGAGUGCUGAGCAAGCACAUGCGCAGUCACACCGGAGAGAAACCUCACGUGUGUGUGGAGUGUGGAAAGGGGUUCUCACUUAAAGAAAACCUGAAGUGCCACAUGAGAAUCCACACCGGAGAGAAGCCUUACACAUGCAAGGAGUGCGGAGUCAGCUUUAAAUUUAAAGGAAACCUUAACUAUCACUUACGGAUUCACACUGGAGCCACACCUUUCACGUGUCAUCUGUGUGGGAAGAGUUUCACGCAGCCGGACAGCCUGACGUAUCAUCUGCGCUGUCACGCUGGAGUAAAGCCUUUUAAAUGUGAGCAGUGCGGUAAAGCGUUCAUUCUGGCCUCACACCUGAAGAAGCACAUGAUGGCUCAUGCCAACGAGAGGCCUCACUUCUGUUCUGUUUGUGGAAAGACUUUUUCACGGCUGGACUGUUUUAAAAUGCACCAAAAAGGUCACACCGGUGUGAAAGUUCACGUGUGCUCUGAGUGCGGGAAGAGUUUCAGAAGAGCCGGAGAACUGAAGGGUCACCACAGAGUCCACAGCGGAGAAAAACCCUACAAGUGCUCGCUCUGUGACAAGAGUUUCAGCUCAUCAUGCACUCGACAGAAACAUGUCAGACAGCACUGUCCAAAGAGGGCAAAGUGAACAGUUUGCUGUGACCCUACAAAGAUGAGCAGAAAAAGAGGCCUCAUUAUCUGUAUUGAUUAAUCUUGUGCUUGUAUAUUUAAACACAUCUAAUUAAAGUGACUUUGCUCAUACCAGUAUUUUCUGCACGGACCACUGCUCAUAUUUGUUGCAUAAUGAUGCAUUUAAAAGUUAAUGGCCAAACACAUGUUUAUAAUGGUUCACGUUGUUGUUGCAGAUGAAAUAUAACACAGAUAACAUUAAAUGAACAUUUUUGUCAGGCUAAAUGUUGAUCAUUAGUAACUUAUGCCUUUAUCUAAACUGCACAUUCGCCAUGUUUGUAGUUUUUUAACACUUUUUAUUCAUGUUUGUAGUUCUGAACUGAAUCCUCCUCCAAAGCUCAAUGGAUUGUGGGUAAUAUUAGCCAUUAGAGUGUGCAUGUAUCUACAUUUCACAGAUCGACCUGAAAUAGUUGACCAUCCGGGGAAACUCUUUUCUGCAUACUAUGCUUUGGGACACACUUAAUACAGCUUUAAUUGUUUUUUGUUUUUUUCUGUGAAUUUUAAUGUGUCCCGUUUAAUUUGUCUUUUUUCUGAACAAAAAAUUAUGACAAUCAUACAUUUUUCCAUGAUUUAGUGACAAAAUGUCAUUCAGUGUAACAAUAGUUGAUGUCAGGUAUAUUUAGAACAAGAAUGGUUAUCCUUUAAGUCUGAUAAGUCAUUUUCAAUCUUUGCCACAAUCCAUUGUUCAGCAAUACGUUUUUAAUCAUGUUAAACAUAAUAAAAUUUAGUAUGAUGACUUAUUCUUUUCUAAAUUUUAUUAAGUACAGGUCACCCAUAUUUUGUUUUCAUAAAUGUUAUUUUUCUGACCCCAUCAGCUGAUAUUUUAUCGUUUUAGGCAAAAAACUCAUUUUUUUUUUUUUGAACCAGGGACAAUAAUAAUAAUAUACACAAGUUAAUUUUUUUAAUUUAUUUGUGAGGGAAUAAUUAGCUCAUAAUUUACAUCCUGAUCUGGAGUUUCCUCUCUCUUAUCAAAGAUGGGACUAAAUGAAAUCAACAGUAACAUAUCUAUGUAAGUGUUUAUGAAUACAUUAACAAGCUCAUAAUAAAUGAGUUAUGAAUGAUAAUCAUCAUCAGCUUCUCUGCUGUUUCCUCCUCUGUCUGUGUUUCUCCUUUUUAAUAAACAUCUUCACAAUACUGUCACACACAGAUAGAAGUUAAUAAUAGAGUUUUCCCCUUUCUCUCAGCUCUAAGAUCUGAACAAUUCUGCAGCAAACUAGAAUCAUUUCUAGAACUAAUAAACUGUUACAGUAAUAACAUCUGUUUCGAGAUGAGACAAAAGGCUGAAGAAACCUGAACGCUUGGACAAAACAGGCCAGCUGCAUUUCAUCU
Messenger RNA from Cyprinus carpio (common carp), 2326 nucleotides. RefSeq names its product gastrula zinc finger protein XlCGF7.1-like. The record is from RefSeq and is a predicted model, not a curated record. Lineage: Eukaryota; Metazoa; Chordata; Actinopteri; Cypriniformes; Cyprinidae. Gene Ontology annotation, biological process: regulation of transcription by RNA polymerase II. The transcript has a single exon. The coding region runs from base 84 to 956 and encodes 290 amino acids. Gene Ontology annotation, molecular function: RNA polymerase II cis-regulatory region sequence-specific DNA binding; DNA-binding transcription factor activity, RNA polymerase II-specific.